UGCAUUUGUACAUUAUGACUAUUACAAACCGUCCCCUUAACUGGAGAAAAAACUUUGGACAUGGGGAGUUAGAAUUGGUGGGUUCACCCACCCAUCCUGUCAAAGAAUGAGGAAAACGUAGCUUCUGCUCAUUACACUGACAUUCACACGAACAUUCACACACAGAGGAAGCAAACAAGACGGCAUCAGGCUCAACAUCUCUGACCUCUCAUAUGGGGAUGUUUCUGCCUCCUAUUUGGGCAGUAUUGACUGUCCUCACAGCACUUUCUAUAGCUUCGGGCUCAAACAUAUGUACUUCCAGAGGAGUCGGAACGUGCAAAGAAUGUCUGUCCAUUCAUCCGUCUUGCACUUGGUGUUCUCAGAAAAACAUGGCUUCCAACAGCUCCAGUGUUUCCCGUUGUAACCAAAAGUCCAUCUUGCUUGAGUCUGGAUGUAAACCACAGUUUAUUGAAUCUCCAGUCAGUAGCAUUGUAGUGGAAGAGGACCGUCCUGUUAGUGACCAUGCUCAUGGCUCAGCUGGUGACAUCACUCAGAUUCAACCACAGCGUAUCCGUCUGACAUUAAGGCCAGAUGAUUCGAAGCGUUUUAAGGUGACCGUUCGGCAGGUGGCUGAUUACCCUGUAGAUCUCUACUACCUGAUGGAUUUGUCCUAUUCUAUGGCAGAUGACUUGAGCAACCUCCGCUCCCUUGGCAGUGAGCUGGCUAAAGCUAUGGGUAGUACCACCAGUAACCUGCGCAUGGGGUUUGGGGCAUUUGUGGAUAAAACACUCUCCCCAUACAUGUACAUGUUUCCAGCUGAGGCCAUAAGCAACCCAUGUCUUAGGGGUUUCAAGACGCCCACUACCUGCUCGCCGCAAUUUGGUUAUAAGAACAUCCUUUCACUGACAGAGCAGGUGGAUCGGUUCACAGAGGAAGUGAAAAAACAGCAAGUAUCAAGGAAUAGAGACUUGCCAGAAGGAGGAUUUGAUGCCAUCAUGCAGACUGUGGUCUGCAAGGAUAAAAUUGGGUGGCGGCCUGACGCAUCCCACCUGCUGGUGUUUACUACAGAUGCUGCAAGCCACACAGCAUUGGACGGCAAAAUCGCAGGCAUUGUCCAGCCCAAUGAUGGAAAAUGUUACACCGACAACAACAACAUCUAUGACAAGACUACUAUACUGGACUAUCCCUCCAUUGGAAUGCUCACUGACAAACUGACUGAGAAUAAUAUCAACCUUAUCUUUGCUGUAACUGAGGAUGUGAUACCGCUGUAUCUUAAUUACAGUAAGUUGAUUCCUGGUACCACUGUUGGGAAACUGUUCAAGGACUCGAAAAAUGUCAUCGAACUCAUCCUGGAUGCGUACGCGAAUAUCAGGUCAAAGGCAGAACUGGAGGUGUUGGGUGUUCCAGAUGAGCUGGACUUAUCGUUUAAUGCCACAUGCCUCAAUGGACAGGUAGUGCCCGGCGUUAAAUCCUGCUCAGGACUUAAAAUCGGAGACACAGUAUCAUUCACUGUAGAGGCAACUCUUCGUGGCUGUCCUAAAGAGAAGAGUCAUACAUUCAUCAUCAAGCCUCUGGGCUUUAAGGAUACACUGCAGGUGACGGUGGAUUUUGCAUGCAACUGUUCAUGUCAAGAUUCUGCUCAGCCUGCUAGUCCGGCCUGUCAUAACGGUAAUGGCACGCUGGAGUGCGGGGUGUGUCUGUGUGACCCGGGACGUCUCGGACCACAUUGCGAGUGUAGUGAGGUUGAUUACAAGCCCACCGACACAGACAGCUGUGAACACACCCCUGGUGCAGCUGUCUGCAAUGGACGAGGCGAUUGUGUGUGUGGUCAGUGUAACUGUCACUCAAAAGACUUCGGAAAGAUUUGGGGCAAAUACUGCGAGUGUGACGACUUCAGCUGCAUCCACUCCAAAGGACAACUUUGCUCUGGUCAUGGCGAUUGUGUAUGCGGGUUCUGUCAAUGUCAUCCUGGCUGGUCAGGCGAAAGCUGUAAUUGCUCCACAAGGACGGACACCUGCAUGGCCAGCAUUGAGCUGCUGUGUAGCGGCCGUGGUGAGUGUUUGUGCGGUGUGUGUGCAUGCACCCUGCCUGGAGCGUACGGUGCCACCUGUGAGAAAUGUCCCACCUGCCCUGACUCCUGCACCUUAAAAAAGGACUGCGUGGAGUGUAAGCACUAUAAGAGAGGACCACUGUUUGAGAAGAACAACUGCAACACUGCAAUCUGUAGAGACGAAAUUAUAUUGGUGGAUGAGCUAGCCUUCCGUGAGAAAAGCUCAGUGAACUGCAGUUACAAAGACGAGGACGAUUGCAUUCAUCACUUCCAGUACUACGAAGACAUCAGCGGGAAAUCCUUCCUCUACCUCGUUAAAGAACCCGAGUGCCCCAAAGGUCCUGAUAUUCUGGUAGUUGUGGCUUCCGUCAUUGGCUCCAUUUUCUUGCUGGGCCUGGCUGCUUUGCUGGUGUGGAAGCUGUUGGUCACGAUUCAUGACCGCCGGGAAUUUGCCAAGUUUGAGGAGGAAAGAGCUAAGGCCAAGUGGGAAGCGGCCAAUAACCCAUUGUAUAAAGGAGCUACUACUACUUUUACAAAUGUGACCUAUCGUGGCAACUCCUAAAGACCUAACACCUUCAUCAGCAACAGUUACUUGUCUCAGUGAUGGUCAAGUAACAUUUCUGUGAAUAAAUUCACACAUUCUACAAAUCGAUGAUGUCAGCAUUGUGGCCUUGAUGAGGAACUGGACACUAUCACUGUGUGCCGCCAAGCAGAACUGUGCUAUGGAUACGAUUCUCCGGCUGAAUUUGUUGAAUGCACAAAAAAAAGCAUUAUAAAGCAUAAAAAAAUUAUAAUAAUUAUAAUAAUUAUAAUAAUUUUAAUAAUUAUAAUAAUAAUAAUUAUAAUAAUAAUAAUAAUAAUAAUAGUAUAGUAUUUUAAAUGAAAAAACAAAGAAAUUAAGGUGAGAUAUUAAAAUAAACUGGGAAAGUCUGUUUUGUGGGAAAUUAUUUUCAUUGCUUUUUGUUGUUUCUGUUUUUUGUUUUGUUUUGUGAUGUUUUUUUAAUAAAAUAAUUUGUUUUCAAAUGUAAGCAUUGUUGAAGAUUAACUGUAUGAUUUUUUUAUGUGGAACAAAGAUAAGGUUUUUGUGCAUUUGGCCUUUGUACAUGACCACAUUGAAUUUAAACAGAAACUCAAGUAGUGAGCAAAGUCAAGACGUUCAGCUUUAAUUUAAGACACCAUUUUGGGGGCUCAUAAAUAAUGGAAAAAAUGUCUGGCAAGCAGUCGUAUGGCCAGAUGUGGCCAGU
Clarias gariepinus (North African catfish) is the source of this 3273-nucleotide messenger RNA. It is a transcript of the gene itgb3a, whose product is annotated as integrin beta 3a. Gene Ontology annotation, molecular function: fibronectin binding; fibrinogen binding; integrin binding. The transcript has 15 exons. Lineage: Eukaryota; Metazoa; Chordata; Actinopteri; Siluriformes; Clariidae. Gene Ontology annotation, cellular component: focal adhesion; cell surface; integrin complex. The coding region runs from base 213 to 2591 and encodes 792 amino acids. The record is from RefSeq and is a predicted model, not a curated record. Gene Ontology annotation, biological process: cell migration; integrin-mediated signaling pathway; cell adhesion mediated by integrin.